Molecule: messenger RNA, 885 nt
Organism: Anopheles cruzii
Lineage: Eukaryota; Metazoa; Arthropoda; Insecta; Diptera; Culicidae
Product: translation initiation factor IF-2-like
Exons: 3
Coding region: 1-612 (203 amino acids)
Source: RefSeq, a predicted model, not a curated record
AUGAGAUGCGCACUUACUAUUAGUCCUACUGAGCUGUGGUCGUGCUUAAGAACUUAUAAAAGCGGUCGUCUUGGCUCAGGCUCAGGCUUCAUCAGACUGAAAAUCCUACAAUCGCCCGUCAUACAGCAAUUGAUUCUUCCACGGCCGCUGGUUGCCGCCGAUGCGGACUUUCCCAUCGUGGCCGCUAACGACCCUUCAAAGCGCACGAUGGAAGAAAAACCUUCGAAGGACGUGAUGCAGUCGAAAGAGACCCCGGACACGGCUCGGUUCCAUCGACCGUAUCCGUUUGCAAGGACCCGCUCGCUGCCAGGAUGCCCCCUGUGCGAUGCAUCGGUGUACAGCUAUUGCGACGAGAAAGCCUACAACGAUGCGUGCUGCUGUGGUUCAUCGAACAACGGCCCGUACGGUGGUGGUGGUGCCCCGGGCGGGUUCGGCGGUUUCGGUGGUGGCGGCGGUGGAUUCGGCGGUGGAUUCGGUGGCGGCGGCUUCGGUGGCUUCAAUGGAGCGGGAUUCGGAAGCGGGUGCGGCUAUUCCGGGUGCAGCCAGCUGUUUGCCAACUCGUGCUACGAACAUCAACUAAUUGUGACCUGUUGCUGCAAUUCGCCCUACUGACGGGCUCAUUCGAAAGGGGAAACGGAAACACGGCACAGCACUCUAGGAUGCCCUUUUUUGUAAUGGUUGUGUGUGUGUGUGUAUUUUUUAACUUUCGUUUUAUCACUUACAUCCGUUAGUUUAAGUUUCGUUUCCAUGGAGUACGAAAAGCCACAGAAGCAUAAGGGAAGUUACUAAACCAGAGCAUUACGAUCUGUGCAGCUGCCUCGGUACGCAAAAAGGAGGGAGGAAGCUGGGACAGGGGCGACAGACUUAUGCUAGUUAAAUGAAUUA